UUCUCCCAAAAAAAGAGAAGAACAAUCUCAAGUUUUCUGGCGCGUGAAAACUGAAUCUCACACUCACCACUGCUAGCAAAUACUGGUAAAGAGAGGGAAAAGAAAAGUCAGCAUUUACUUUCAGCCCCUCUCAAAACCAAACACAACACCACCCUUCUCCAGACUUUCCUCUUCAAUCCCACAGGCCUCAGCCAACAAAAGAAAGAGAAAACAGAAGGAAAUGUCUCUCCCGAGAACACCACAAACAGACUCGACCUCGGAGUGCAUGCUACCAGGCCCACCAUCGCGCAACAAUUUCAAUUCCAUCGACCUCUCCUCCUCUGGCCUCCUAGCAUUCCCAUCGGGAUCUUCAAUUUCCAUCGUCGAUUCCCGUUCCCUCCAACUCAUUUCCACUAUCCCUCUCUCGCCUCCUCCCAAUUCUUCUUCUUCUUCCUCCUCCUCCUCCUCCUCUCUCUCUCCUUUCAUUACUUCUGUACGCUGGACCCCGCUCCCUCUUCCUCGCGACCUUCUCUCCACCGAAUCUUCCUCCUCUCACCUCCUCCUCGCCGCCGCUGACCGCCACGGCCGCAUCGCUCUCCUUGAUUUCCGUCUCAAAUCUGUCCUUCUCUGGCUCGAUCAUGAUCCCAGUCCUAAAUGUGGGGUCCAGGACCUCUGUUGGAUCCUCUCCCGCCCUGACUCUUACAUUCUCGCUGCUAUUUCCGGUACUUCUACUCUUUCUCUCUACACUACUGCAACUACAACUACGACUAUCCCUAAAUGUUUCUUCAAAUACGACGCGUCUCCUGAGUUUUUAUCAUGUAUACGACGCGAUCCGUUUGAUUCACGCCAUUUUUGUGCGAUUGGACUCAAAGGCCUUUUGUUGUCUAUUAAAGUACUUGGAGAGACAGAAAAUGAUAUUGUGAUCAAAGAACUCAGUAUUAAAACGGAUUAUAGUGAAUUAGCGAGAUUAGAGAGGGACACGACGUCCUCUAAUAGUGGUGGAUCUUCUCCUGCUCCUGCGUCGGCGGUUUUUCCUUUGUAUAGUGUGAAAUUUUCGUUCUCACCGCAGUGGAGGCAUAUUGUGUUUGUGACGUUUCCUAGAGAGUUAAUUGUGUUUGAUUUGCAGUACGAAACAGCGCUGUUUAGUACGGCGUUACCCAGAGGUUGUAGUAAGUUCUUGGAUGUGUUGCCUGAUCCGAAUAAUGAGUUGCUUUAUUGUGUUCACCUUGAUGGAAAGCUCAGCAUUUGGCGGCGGAAAGAUGGAGAGCAGUUGCAUGUAAUGUGUGCAAUAGAGGAAUUAAUGCCUUCAAUUGGCACAUCUGUUCCUUCGCCUUCAGUUUUGGCUGUCACCAUCUCUCAGUCAGAGUCCAUACUCCAAAAUGUUGCCAAGUUGUGUUCUGAUAUACCUAACACUCCUUUAUCUGAGAAGGAUUUUGAUAAUCCUUUCGAUUUCUUUGAUGAUACUCUUCUUCUUUCCAAGACACAUCUGAUUUCCAUUUCUGAUGAUGGAAAAAUAUGGAACUGGCUCUUCACUGUUGAAGGGACUGGUGACUUUAAAAAAGAUGUCAAAGAAUUGGAUGUGGCUUCUGAUGUCAAUGAAGUGCCACGUUUAGGGGCUAAUGCUGAUGGCAUAGCUUCUGCUGAUGGACUUGCCCCAGGUCCAGAAGCAGGCAAGCAACAAGAUAAUGCAAGUGGAAAUAAAAGCCGUCCACCAUUGGUUCUCAACCAGGCAUGCAUCUCAUAUAAGAUCAGCCUAGUUGGACAGUUGCAGCUUCUUUCUUCAACAGUCACAAUGCUGGCUGUACCCUCUCCCUCUUUGACAGCUACUUUGGCUCGUGGAGGAAAUUAUCCUGCUGCAGCUGUUUCCCUGGUGGCUUUGGGAACUCAGAGCGGAACAGUUGACAUUGUUGAUGUUUCUGCCAAUGCUGUUGCUGCCAGUUUCUCAGUUCAUAAUGGUACAGUAAGGGGAUUACGGUGGCUUGGAAAUUCUAGACUAGUUUCAUUUUCUUACAGUCAGGUGAAUGAAAAGACUGGAGGUUACAUUAAUAGGCUUGUGGUAACCUGUGUUCGAAGUGGCCUAAAUAGGCCAUUUCGAGUUUUGCAAAAGCCAGAGCGUGCACCCAUUAGAGCUUUAAGGACUUCUUCAUCUGGAAGGUAUCUUCUUAUUUUGUUUCGUGAUGCACCUGUGGAGGUUUGGGCAAUGACAAAAAGUCCCAUCAUGCUUAGAUCAUUAGCUCUUCCAUUCACGGUAUUGGAAUGGACUCUUCCAACAGUUCCACGGACAGUUCAAAAUGGUCCCUCUAGGCAAUUUUCGUGGUCAUCCAAAGAACAGCAACCAGUAACAUCAGAUGGAGCAUCUACUCCAAAAGCAUCUUCAUCAGAAUCUACACCAGCAAGCUCAGAUGCAUCUCAGGAUGACACAGCGGAAAGUUUUGCAUUUGCACUAGUAAAUGGUGCACUUGGAGUUUUUGAGGUUCAUGGACGGAGGAUCCGGGACUUCAGACCAAAAUGGCCUUCUUCUUCAUUUGUUUCAUCUGAUGGAUUGAUUACAGCCAUGGCUUACCGCUUGCCUCACGUAGUUAUGGGUGACAGGUCUGGGAACAUACGGUGGUGGGACGUGACAACUGGGCAUUCUUCAUCAUUUAACACUCACCGAGAAGGGAUUCGAAGAAUCAAAUUCUCCCCUGUUGUUCCUGGAGAUCGUAGUCGAGGGCGUAUUGCAGUGCUUUUUUAUGAUAAUACAUUUUCUGUGUUUGACCUUGAUACUCAGGAUCCAUUAGCCAAUUCACUUUUGCAACCUCAAUUUCCUGGAACUCUUGUAUUGGAACUUGAUUGGUUGCCUGUGCGAACUGACAAAAAUGACCCUUUGGUAUUAUGCAUUGCUGGAGCUGAUAGUAGCUUCCGUCUUGUUGAGGUUAAUGUAAAUGACAAAAAACCUGGCUAUGGACUGCAUUCGCGAGCUAUUAAAGAAAGAUUUAGGCCUAUGCCAAUAUGCUCUCCAAUACUGUUUCCCACACCACAUGCGCUGGCUUUGCGGAUGAUCUUACAGUUGGGUGUCGAGCCUUCUUGGUUUAACACUUGUGGUACAACUAUUGACAAGAGGCUUCAUUCAAUUCCUGGAACUGCUUUACCUGCAGCAGAUCUGCGCAGUUACAUGAUUGAUUUACCUCGUAUUGGUGACUCUGUAGUGCCAGAAAUGCUCCUUAAAGUAUUAGAGCCUUAUCGAAAAGAAGGCUGCAUACUUGAUGAUGAGAGGGCAAGAUUAUAUGCUACCAUAGUCCACAAAGGUUAUGCUGUGAGGUUUGCCUUCGCAGCUGCUGUUUUUGGUGAAACCUCAGAAGCAAUUUUUUGGUUGCAGUUGCCUCAAGCACUAAAACAUUUGAUGAAUAAGUUGGUAAACAAGUCUCCACAAAAAGUACCCAUCUCAGCUUUGAUCCCAGACCUUGAUGACACAGCUAUGCUGAACAGAAUUGCAUCGAAGGGAAAAUCAGUGACGGGUCCAGAGAAGCGAGAUUCAUUGCAGCACAAAUGUCAAUUUAGGUCAAUGGCUUUCAAGCAAGAAGAGUUGUGGGAGAAUGCUAAUGAACGAAUACCUUGGCAUGAGAAGUUGGAAGGAGAGGAGGCUAUUCAGAACCGAGUGCAUGAGCUUGUGUCAGUUGGUAAUUUGGAAGCAGCAGUUAGUUUGCUGCUUUCCACCUCUCCAGAUAGUUCUUAUUUCUAUGCAAAUGCUCUACGUGCAGUGGCUCUUUCUUCUGCUGUGUCAAGGUCUCUUCAUGAGCUUGCUGUCAAGGUUGUCGCAGCUAAUAUGGUUAGGACUGACCGAUCAUUGUCUGGCACUCAUCUUCUUUGUGCUGUUGGAAGGCAUCAAGAAGCUUGUUCUCAGCUACAAGAUGCUGGAUGCUGGACAGACGCUGCUACUUUAGCUGCGACGCACUUGAGGGGAUCUGAUUAUGCAAGGGUAUUGCAAAGGUGGGCUGAGCAUGUUCUUCGUGCUGAACACAAUAUCUGGAGGGCUCUUGUUUUAUUUGUUGCGGCUGGUGCAUUGCAAGAAGCCCUUGCUGCACUCCGUGAAGCACAGCAACCUGAUACAGCUGCCAUGUUCAUACUUGCUUGCCGUGAAAUCCAUGAAGAAAUUAUUAGUAAUUUAGGAAAUUCUGAUGAUGAAUCAGGGACGGUGAAGGAUACUCAAGUGGACUUACCUGGAUUGAACCCAGAGAAUGAAGACGUUAUUGCAGUUGGUGAAUACUUUGGGCAGUAUCAAAGAAAAUUGGUGCAUCUGUGCAUGGACUCACAGCCGUUUUCUGACUAAUUGGCUGAGCAUGUGGACGAGUUCCUGUAAUUUUGUCGCUUGGAAGAGGCUAGAUAGAUCGCUGAGAGCAAGCUCAUGCCCAGCUGAAGAGACUGCAUCCGAAUUAUAUCAGCCGAACGCCAGAUUCAAUGUUGAAAAUCGGCUCAGUUUCCCAGUUGGGUUAUGGUGGGAGAACAACUAAAGAAAGAGAUUUGAAGAGAAAUACUCCGCUUGGAUCAGCUCAGACAGAAUGGCUUGUGGCAAUGUUGUUUGUUGUAGAGGCCUUGGUCCGAAGUGGAUAAUGGUGUUGUAAAUCACAGCAAAAGUGUUUUCGGCAUGACACUCAAGAGUAUGUGAUUUUGACAGUAGUACACAGUGAUACCAUUGAUUCUUUUUUUCUUGUUUCUGGGUUUUGUUUAUGGGUGAUCAUAUAUAUACUUAUAUUUUUUUUUUCUUUUUAUUUUUUCUGUUAUAGGAUAUUAAUUAUUAUUGUUAUUUUAUUAUCUUGAAUAUUGUUGAGAAUCAAUUUCAAAUCAUACUGUAAGGUAAUUUUAAUUUUAGAGAAGUGAUAUUAUAUUCA
This is a messenger RNA of Ricinus communis (castor bean), 4847 nucleotides long. RefSeq names its product WD repeat-containing protein 11. The transcript is spliced from 20 exons. Gene Ontology annotation, molecular function: protein binding. Gene Ontology annotation, cellular component: cytoplasm. NCBI's taxonomy places the organism in Eukaryota, Viridiplantae, Streptophyta, Magnoliopsida, Malpighiales, Euphorbiaceae. The record is from RefSeq and is a predicted model, not a curated record. The coding region runs from base 221 to 4288 and encodes 1355 amino acids.